CUUGAGACCAAUGGGCUCAUUUCUGCCCUCAUUUGCACAAUUGUGAUUCCCAUUGACUUGGGUUUUACAUCUGUGUAGUUAAGUACAGAAUUGAGCCUUGUGUAACUUUACUAAUGUCAGUGAAUCAGGUCCUAAAUCUUUUCCAUAAUUUACAGGUGUUUCAGAGAACAAUAAUGGUGUGCUACACGGACCAGGGGUUCAAAGUGCCACUUCCGUCAUUGUGAAAAAGCCCUUGGUAGUGAUACUGUCUGUUCAUUAUGGAGAGAGGGAAGAUGUUCACAUCAACUUUGUGGAUUUAGACAUAUGGAAAUAAAGCAAAAAUACAACAAUAUCUCAUGUUUCUGGGAAACUCAGCCUUUAGGCUGCGUGAGGAUCAGUUGCAUCUUUCAUCAUAGCAAACCACGUAAUAUAAAUGGACUUUUUUUACCACCUAGUAGCAAUGUCACACACACACAAGAUUUUCAGGAAAAUACCCUUCAUCCUGUCAUUAGCCAAGAACCCCUGAAAGGUCAAGAAAGCACUUUAAGACCCAUUCACCCUCCACUGAUCAUAAACAUCAGCCUUGAGGAGGAAGAGGAGGAGGAACAAGAAGAAAACUGUAUCUCUAAUUUAUUGAUAAAGACUCCUGCAGACAUUGAGGAAGAAAGAGCAAUAAGGGAAAUAUGUUAUAAAUCUGGAGAGUAUUACAGAAUUCAGACACCUCAGGAAAACUACUCAGUAAAAAUUAUGUCUUCAGCACUGCAGAUUGAGCUCUUGAAGCCUAUCGAAACUGGCAGAGAUUUACACGAAGGUGAUGGUGUUUCAGUUCCAGCAAAGUUUCACAAUAUAAAAAGACAAGGAGAAAUAAUAGUAUCAUUAAAUGGAAACACGAGGACGGACCUUGGCUCCUUUGAAAAUGGAGGGGGUGAUUGUUAUGUGCCACAAAGGAACAGAGUUGGUGGAAGGAAGAAAAAUGAAGCAUUAAAUGGGGGAAAACAGUUAAUUAUAUCAAAACCUUCAGAUAUAAAAGGAAUGAACUACACUGAACCUAUAAAGAAACAUCAUUUUAAAGGAGUGAAGAAAAAGAAAUGGAUUUCUGAGGAAUCAAAAAACUCAUCUAGUACAUAUAUGGGGAAAGCAAUGCAUGGUUCUCACUCAAAAAGUGAAGCAAAUUGCCGAAGAAGUUAUCAAAGCCAGAAUUCUGAGACUGCUUCUUAUAUUCCUUCUCUAAAAGCUUCUGGGAGAAGCACUUCCUUCUAUUCACCAGAACCUGGAAGAUCAACAAAUGUGACCAACAGCAACGUCAGCUUCAGUAAAGAAUCCAAACUGAAUAUAUCUACAGACAAAUGCACUUCAGCAUCUUACAAUACACCAAUUUGGAGAAAAAGAAGCCCACAUACAAAAGCAUACUCUAAGUCUGAAAAAAUCUAUUCAGAGCCAAGAAGAAGUGGAAGCAAAUAAAAAGCCAAGACUGAUUUGGAGAAAUGAACGAAAGAAAACCACGAUACCUCAUACAAUUUACAGAAAAAAUUAUAAAAAUGCAAAAUCAAAGAAUAAGAUUACAAAGUACUUCACACUGACGAUCUGAAGAUGAUAAAAUGCAAAUUCUAAAAAUAAGAUGCAAGAAGUACACUGUAGUGUCUCAAACCUGAUAAAAAUGCAAAUUAAAAAAGUCUAUGCUGCAUGUGUGGUUAUGAAGAUCUGCGGCAUAUUCAGCGUGUUGCUGAAGUUUAAUCUAGUUGGAAAUGUUGACAAUUCAAGUCAUUAUUUACCUUUGACCCUGGCUGUACAGUACAAAUUGAAGCAAACCCUUAUUUUUGAUCUAUAUAAAGAAAAGAACCUUGAAUCUAAUAAUAGAUACUGCUAGCUGGACUUGCUAGCAAAUCUGAGUGGCACUUCAGAAGGAUUUCAGUAUACAUACCAACUUUGACACACUCCACACAGGGACAGCUUUGAUAUGGUUUUGGAUUGUAAUCAUUUAACUCUUACCCUGAUAUUUGGUGACUGACUAUUCACUUGUUCCUGAAGGUUUGCUAUUAAUUGCAAGGAAAGGAGAAUUGGAUUGUGAAUAAGAUGACCAGACUGAUAGUUAACUGUGGUAAAUUAUUCCAAACAUUUUAAAGCUAAAAUUUAAGAGAUUAUUCAAGAAGAUGGAGAACAAAGCUGAGAUGAUGAUUUGAAUUCUCAAUGCAUUUACAAUUAGCAGUGAACAUCUGCUAGAGUUUGACUAGGGAACCUCUUUUUCUUAUCUUUUCCUCAUUUUCCCUGCAUGGUUUUGGCUUAGUGAAGCAGAAAGAAGCAACCUGUUAUCUGGGAGAACUGAUGUUUGAUUCAGUCUGAUUCUAAGAGUGUUUUAUCAGCCUGUUUCAUGAGGAAAGGAGAGAACAUUGUGCAGCAGCAUGGUGAGUGCCCCUUCACUUCAUGCUGAGACAGGAAUUUGAGGCUGGACAAGGAAGUUAUAAAGCAUUUAGCAGGAGCAAGUGGAGUGGAAUUGGGCAAAAACAGAGAUCACAAGCUAAAUUAAAGAGCACACAGGAAAAGUCCAAUUAUCAAAGGAACAGAACAAUUAAAAGUAAAUGCCUUCAAAAGUUUAAAAAGGAGAAUGGAAUAGUAUUGCCUGGAAAACAACCUACAGCAGGUCAAAAUUUUUCAUGGAAAAGACUGACAAAGAAGAGCAAUAACAAAUUUACAAAGUAAUAAUUACAGUCAAGAUUAAGAUUAUGCAUAACCUAUUACAAACAGGCUUGCAAGAUUGCAGAAAAUACAUCAGAAAGACACUUUCAGAGAUGCUGCAUCAUUAGAAUUACAGAGGUAUUAGACCUAUGCAAGUGGAUUCCCGUUCAACCUUCCAAGGGACAUUGUUUAAAGUUUCACAUCCAGAUGUCUGACUGACUGAUCUGCCACACCUCAUACUCCUGUAUAAAUAUGAAUAUGAAAUUAUCAGAAUUAGAGCACAGUUUUGAAACUAACAAGUUAUCUAAACAACUGUAGUUUAUUGUGUGGGUUUUUUAAUAGGAGCAGAUGCGCAAGCCCAGAAAUAAUUAAAUGCUUUCCUUUUAACUAUUUUCUAGCAAACUUUUGAUCUUGCAUUACUGGAAGUUUUUCAUUACAAACCGAAAUGAACACUCCAGUCCAACCAGACACAGCAUGUUUCAGUUUCAGUUUUAAUAAAUGGAUUCAAGCUUAUGGAUUUUCCCUGGUUUUUCCAAGACUGAGAAGAACUUUAUUCUUCUUUCAUUUUUCAUGAUGUUUAAGGUGGCAAUACCUCACAAGGGCAGUUGCUCUUACAGGUUUACUAUCAUCACACAUGGCCAAUGUCUUGAGAUAAUUU
Molecule: messenger RNA, 3310 nt
Organism: Gavialis gangeticus (Gharial)
Lineage: Eukaryota; Metazoa; Chordata; Crocodylia; Gavialidae
Gene: ZC3H11D
Product: chromosome unknown C12orf50 homolog
Exons: 12
Coding region: 304-1440 (378 amino acids)
Source: RefSeq, a predicted model, not a curated record